UUUUUGGUUGAUUUAUUUAUUGUAACAAAGAAGAAGUGAAAUUUACAAAUUACUUCUAAGAGUUUAAAAACCAAUAUAUCAUUUAAAAGCAAAAUGUUUUGUUGUUUACGAACUUGCCUGAACGGAAAUUUUGGAAAAUCAGCUUCCUCAGCAGCGAAUCGUUUGCGUGAUCCUGAUGUGUUUCUCGAUUCAUCAUUUUCAGGACCUGAUGUUAUACUACUAUCGAGGCAACUACGUAUAACUGGCUCUGGUGGCGCCUUAGCCACAGCACCAUUAGUGCAAUCCAAAUCAUAUUUUGAAAUAAAAAUACAACAAGGCGGCAGCUGGUCAGUAGGUUUAGCAACAAGGCAAGCAGAUUUAACGAAAAAAUUUGGCGGCUGCGAUAGAGAAUCGUGGUGCCUGUGUUCAGAUAAUGCAACACGACACAAUGAUGAAACCCUCCGUCCUGUUGUGGUGACCACACAAGAACCAAUUGGCGCUGCAGAUAAUACAUUAAUCAAUGAAGCCGCGCAUACAGCUGGCCUAAUUGGUAUUGAAGAUGUACCUGAAGAUAAUGUGCUAGGCACUGUUGUUAAUGUUAGCAUUGAAAAUUGCAGUAACAACUUAAUUGCACACCCGGUACAUAGCUUUCCUGACGAAGGCGAUGUUGUGGGCAUAGCUUUUGAUCAUAUAGAGCUAAAUUUUUACUUUAAUGGCAAAAAUCUGGAUGUGCCAUUUCGUAAUGUCAAAGGCACCGUGUAUCCGGUUAUAUUUGUGGGUAAUGGCGCUAUUGUCGACAUUAUACUGGACAACUUUAACUAUGGUCCGCCGCCUGGUUUCGACAAAAUUAUGCUUGAACAAUCGUUGCUUUAAAAAUUUUCCAAUUUGCGUAAAGGACAUUAUACAUCAAAAUCAGAACAAUAAACUAUUACUAUGAAAACAGUGGUCAUAAUGUAGAAUAUAUAUUUUAUUAUAAAAUUUAGGCAAAUAACGUGUAAUUACUAAUUAACAUGUACAUAUUUAUGAUCUAACUCGACAUUUAUUAAGGCGAAGGUGUUUUUUUUUUACUCCAUACUAUACUUUUAACUAUUUGUAUAUCUAGUCAAGUGUAACAUUUUCAAGUAUUAAAAUGACUGUUUUGCAUUUCGUCACUAUUUAUAUUAUGUAAAUUUGUAUGAAAUUAAGAGUUAGGCUUUUCUAUAGAUUACUAAAAACUUCUAUUCGUUUUAUUAUUGUACGGAAUUUGUAUAUUCAACUAAAAUGUGCGCUGUAAUCUUAUAUAUUUCCAUUAAGCUAAGAUAUAAAGUUAGGCGAAAAUGAUUUAGAAAGCAUAUAAUAUGUAAUAAACUAAAUUAAACUUAUAAAAUAUAACACAUUUCACUUGCACUACUCAAAAUUUCACCACCACAUUUACGGCGAAAAAAAAUAUUUAUAAAAAUAUAUAUAAAAAUGUGUAAUUAUCUACGAAACUCAAAGAUCAUUCAGUACAACAUUCCAAUACAUUUAAAUAUUCAUGAUAUUGUAAAUUAAAAAGUAAAUAAUUGUAAACGAAUAAAAUGCAUAAUUUAUUAAGUAUGUAUGUAUGUAAAAAUUACCCUGAAAUGUUAACAAUAAACGUUGCAAUCAUGAGAUAAA
Molecule: messenger RNA, 1614 nt
Organism: Ceratitis capitata (Mediterranean fruit fly)
Lineage: Eukaryota; Metazoa; Arthropoda; Insecta; Diptera; Tephritidae
Product: SPRY domain-containing protein 7
Exons: 3
Coding region: 94-852 (252 amino acids)
Molecular function (GO): protein binding
Source: RefSeq, a predicted model, not a curated record